AAAUGCCGAUUGGAUUUCAUGAAUGAAUCAAAGCAAGUUAGUUCAAGAAAAGAAAGGAACUUAGAAAACUUGGAAACUGUACCCCUUGAUGAACUUCAAGAAAGACCUGGUUCCCACUCUUUGAACCUACAAGGAUAUGACACAGUGUCGUUGAGUAACGUGCCUUUACCUGCGUUUGGUCAGAAGUCCGAAGCAGUAAGAGAAGUCAACUUUGAUUUUUUAGAAGCGGAACAAGAGGGAGCCGUUCCUGAAGAACGCUUUUCAGGAGAAGCACCUUCCGUCUAUCGUCGCUUUUCUGGUUGGCUAAUUCGUUGGAUUUUCAGAGUCCCUACUCCUCUCCGUUAUUUUACUCACUUAACAUUGUUCUUGGUCAUUCUCGGUGUUCUAUCUGCUGCUGUAAUAUUUUUAGUCGAUCUGUCCGUUCACGUUCUGGAAGUUUUUCGUAUAUGGAUAUCAUCGGAUAACUUUGGCGGUUAUUUUGUUGGCUUUAUCUUUUAUUUUCUGACUGCCUUGAUUCUUUGUUUGCUUUCAACAUUUGCAUGUCAAGCCUUAGGAAAGGAAGCAGAAGGUUCCGGUAUACCCCAAAUGAAGAGUAUCCUUUCUGGUUUCUAUGAUAGAAGCAAAAACGCUUUAAAGCUUCGAGUAUUGGGUGCCAAGUCACUUGGUCUUAUUUGUGCUAUCGGUGGCGGACUUCCGGUCGGAUGGGAAGGUCCUAAUGUACAUAUUGCUUGCAUCAUAUCUCAUCAACUGAGUAGAUUGCCUUUCUUCCGAUUCAUUCGAAGAGAUAAAUCAUUACGACUCCAAAUGAUUGGUGCUGCUUGUGCAGUUGGAUUGGCCUCGUCUUUUGGUGCUCCUGUUGGUGGUGUAUUGUAUUCAUUGGAAACUACAGCAUCUUUUUAUAUUGUGAGAACAUUUUGGAAAGCUACAGCUGCAACAGUUUCUGGUGCCUUGAUAUACAAAUUACUUUAUGAUACUCCCUUGGUUGAAGCGUUUCAAAAGACUUCAUUCGAUGUAGGAGUGGUUGACCCCACUGAACUUGUUCUAUUUGCACUUCUCGGUAUUUUGAUGGGUUGUGCAGGUUCACUUUUUGUAUUCUGUGUUCAUCAAGUGUAUCGAAUUCGAAUGAAAAAGUUACCGCUGACCAAUCGAUAUAUUCUCGUUGGUAUCGUUGCCUCAGUUGCGGCCAUUUUGCAAUAUCCUGUGGAGUUGUUUCGGUUAGAUCCUAGAAUGGCAAUCAAUGAAUUAUUUUCCCCAGAGACGUUGAGAGUGUUGAAUCCAUUGCAAGUGUUUUUACUACUCGUAGUGAAAUUCCCGCUAGUUGUGGUAUCUGUUGGCCUACCUAUUCCUGCCGGUGUAUUUGUUCCUAGUUUCUUGUUGGGUUCUUGUUUCGGAAGAUUGUAUGGAGAAUUGCUCAAACUUAUUUUUGGUGAUAUCAUCGUACCUGGUGGAUAUGCGGUAGUGGCAGCGGCAUCCUUUACAACGGGAGUAACCAGAGCUCUCUCUUGUGCAGUAAUUAUAUUUGAAGUUACCGGGCAGUUGAGACAUUUGGUUCCCACUUUGGUGGCUGUUUUGUUUGCCUUUGUAACAGGAAAUAUUUUUAAUCGAUCAUUAUAUGAUACUCUAAUUAUCAUGAAAAAUAUUCCCUAUAUGCCUUAUAUGCGAAAGGACAGAACUCCAGAUAUGAAAGUUUCCCAAGUCAUGAUAAGAGAAUGUAUCAGUGUGCAAGAAUAUUCCAAUGCAGGAAUGUUACAAGAAAUUUUACAAGCAUAUCCAGAGUUUUCCUGUUUUCCAGUAGUCAACAAAGAUGGCUAUCUUCUUGGAGCUGUCAAACGAAGAACUUUAUUGACGUUGGUUGCAACGCAGUCACAACAGUCUUCCAUGAUUUCCAAAGUGGACGUUGAUUAUGGAGACAAUGAAGAAUUUCCUGCAAGCAGUGGAAAUAUGGCAUAUGAUGAAGAGGAGGAAGAGGAAGAAGACUCUGUGCACUCCAUUGAAAAUAGUUCCACAGUUUCUUCGAAUAGAAAUCAUUCCCAAUGGAAGACGAAAAACACCAAUGGAGGCCAUAAUUAUUUACCUGAAUCUUCACUAUCUCAUAUGGAAGUGCCAAAGGACGUUUCACCUCUUUUGGUUACGGAAGAUACCCAACUAGGUCGAGUCCAUUUUCUGUUUGUUAUGUUAAUGCCCAAGUGUGCUUAUGUGGUGAAUGGUGGAAAAUUGACUGGAGUGGUGACUCGUUUAGAUAUCGUAGAAUGUGGGCAAUCAAGUUCAACGAGUUGAAAUAGAUUGAGAUAUCUUAUAAUAGAACUUUUGCGUAACUUACAAGUUAUUCUUGUUUCCAUUGAAAGGUGUUAUUGUCACUUGACAACCAACAGCCGAAUUCAAGGGCAUUGUUUCUAACAUGAAACAGUUGGUCUAUUUCACUCGGCUUAGAAUAAUCAAGAGGAAACUUCACAGCGUAGUUGCAAAAAUGUUGCAAAUACGUCGCUUGAUUCCUCCACAAUC
Molecule: messenger RNA, 2502 nt
Organism: Galdieria sulphuraria
Lineage: Eukaryota; Rhodophyta; Bangiophyceae; Galdieriales; Galdieriaceae
Product: chloride channel/carrier, CIC family
Exons: 8
Coding region: 19-2277 (752 amino acids)
Biological process (GO): transmembrane transport; chloride transport
Cellular component (GO): membrane
Molecular function (GO): voltage-gated chloride channel activity
Source: RefSeq, a predicted model, not a curated record